AUGGUGCCACACUCGAUGCCGAUAGAGUCAGUGGAGGGCGAGUGGAGUGAGCUGCACCGCCUGGCCAUCGGUGUGCGUGGGAGCAAGGCGGGUGAGGAAAGGCGCAAGACGACAGUGGUGGAAGCAGAGGCUCGUGCAGGCGGCGUUUGUACCCGAGGAGAGGUGCUGAUGGGGGAGGAGAUAGAGGAAGCGGCACAGGUCGUUCUGCUAGAAUCCCAUUGGGAGUAA
Messenger RNA from Closterium sp. Naga37s-1, 228 nucleotides. NCBI's taxonomy places the organism in Eukaryota, Viridiplantae, Streptophyta, Zygnematophyceae, Desmidiales, Closteriaceae. The record is from the annotation of a GenBank genome assembly.